Vigna unguiculata (cowpea) is the source of this 4010-nucleotide messenger RNA. It is a transcript of the gene SCC3, whose product is annotated as sister-chromatid cohesion protein 3. Gene Ontology annotation, biological process: sister chromatid cohesion. The record is from RefSeq and is a predicted model, not a curated record. Gene Ontology annotation, cellular component: cohesin complex; nucleus; chromatin. Gene Ontology annotation, molecular function: DNA binding; chromatin binding. Lineage: Eukaryota; Viridiplantae; Streptophyta; Magnoliopsida; Fabales; Fabaceae.
AUUUUUAAUCGAACCCGUGUCUACCAUUGUUCGGUUGAAUCGGUUCGGUUCGAUUUUACGCACCAUGUGGUUUUGGUUGGGUGUGGAUUUGGAUGGUAAAUAGUUGUGAAUUGGCGGGAGAUUUCUUAACUAUUAUUUGGAGUGCCAGAACUCUUCAUCCUAGUUGCUGCUACUUCUUCUCCACCAGGACUCAGAGUGUGAAAUCGUUGAUUCGCUGUGUUGAAAGAGCAUCGUUAGCAGAUGGAAGAUCCAGCUCCACCUUCUGAAGCUUCAAAUCGACCCCCUCGUAAGAGGGGCAGACCUCCCAAACACCUCCCCAAGGAGCACGACGGCGACGCCAUGAACCGCGACAAGACCACCGAACACGCGUACCGAGAGAGUUCGCCCGACGAUUUCGACGAAGGGCGCAACAAAUUCAAGCGAGGUCGCGCUUCGGAAGGAACCUCUAGUGUGGCGCACAAACCCUCUGACCAAACCCUAAUUGAGGUGAUAAAAGGAAAUGGCAAGUUUAUUCCUCAUGCGGUCAAAUUUUGGGUUGAGCGCUAUGAAAAGGAUCCGAAACCUGCAAUGGUUGAUCUCCUUACAAUGCUGUUUGAGGCAUGUGGAGCCAAGUACUACGAUAAAAGUGAUCUCGUGGAUGAGACUGAUGUUGAUGAAGUUGUAAUUGCUCUGGUCAAUUGUGCUAAAAGAGGUACAGUUGAAGAUUAUCAGAAUUCCAAAAAGAAAGAAAUUAAGAACUUCAAAGAGAAUCUAGAGUCAUUCUGGGAUAAUUUGGUUCGGGAAUGUCAGCAUGGGCCAUUGUUUGAUCAAGUUUUAUUUGACAAGUGCAUGGACUAUAUCAUUGCAUUGUCAUGCACCCCUCCAAGAGUUUACCGUCAAGUUGCAUCACUGAUGGGUCUUAGGCUGGUCUCAUCAUACAUUACCAUCGCUAAUAUGCUUGGUGCUCAAAGAGAGACUACUCGUAGACAGUUGGAUGCUGAGAAAAAGAAAAGAACUGAGGGGCCUCGAGUGGAGUCACUAAAUAAAAGGUUUUCUGACACUCACGAGAGAAUAACUUUGUUGGAGGAGAUGAUGCGCAAGAUUUUUACUGGGUUAUUUGUGCACCGGUACAGAGACAUUGACCCAAAUAUUAGAAUGUCAUGCAUUGAAUCAUUGGGUGCAUGGAUCCUUUCAUAUCCAUCACUUUUUCUGCAGGAUUUGUACUUGAAAUAUCUUGGAUGGACGCUGAAUGACAAAAAUGCUGGUGUAAGAAAGUCUUCUAUAAACGCCCUGCAAAAUCUCUAUGAGGUGGAUGAUAAUGUACCAACCCUUAGCUUAUUUACUGAAAGAUUUUCGGGCCGGAUGAUUGAGCUGGCUGAUGACAUUGAUGUUUCUGUGGCUGUUCAUGCCAUAGGUCUUGUUAAGCAACUACUAAGACAUCAACUUAUUCCUGAAGAUGACUUGGGUCCUUUGUAUGAUUUGUUGAUUGAUGAUCCCCCAGAAAUCAGGCAUGCAAUAGGAGCAUUAGUGUAUGAUCACUUAAUUGCUCAAAAAUUUAAUACCUUCCAAUCAGGAUCAAAAGAUGAAACUGUCAAUAACUCUGAGGUCCAUCUAAAGAGAAUGUUGCGAAUUCUGGAGGAGUUCCCUCAAGAUCCAAUUUUGAGUAUUUACGUAAUUGAUGAUGUGUGGGAAUACAUGGCCGCUAUAAAGGAUUGGAAGUGCAUCAUAACAUUGCUGCUUGAUGAAAAUCCAUCAGUAGAGCUAUCUGACAGUGAUGCAACAAACUUGGUGCGGCUCCUGUGUGCAUCUGUGAAGAAAGCUGUUGGAGAGAGGAUUGUCCCUGCUACGGAUAACAGAAAGCAAUACUACAACAAAGCCCAAAAGGAUGUAUUUGAAAAUAACAAACAGGAAAUAACUGUGGCUAUGAUGAAGUCAUACCCAUUACUCUUGCGAAAGUACAUUUCAGAUAAAGCAAAAGUGUCAUCACUGGUUGAGAUUGUUUUGCAUAUGAAUCUUGAAUAUUAUUCCUUGAAGAGGCAGGAACAGAAUUUCAAAAACUUACUCCAGCUCAUGAAAGACGCAUUUUUUAAGCAUGGUGACAAAGACCCUCUUAGGGCUUGUGUGAAGGCAAUUGAUUUUUGUUGCAUGGAAAGUCAAGGUGAAUUGCAAGAUUUUGCUCGUAUUAAAUUAAAGGAACUUGAAGAUGAAAUCAUUGCUAAGCUGAAAUCUGCUAUUAAGGAAGUAGUGGAUGGUGGUGAUGAAUAUUCUCUUCUUGUAAACUUGAAGAGGUUGUAUGAACUGCAACUGAAAAGAUCUGUACCUAUUGAUAGCCUGUAUGAAGACAUUGUCAGUGUGCUACGUGGUUCUAGGAAUAAUAUGGAGGAUGAGGUUGUUGGUUUCCUGCUUCUGAACAUGUAUUUGCAUCUGGCUUGGAGUCUACAGUCUAUAGCAAAUGAAGAAGCUGUUUCUAGCGCAUCCUUAACUUCUCUUUUGUCUAAGCGUGAUACCUUGUUACAAGAACUUGAGUACUUUCUCAACUUGGCCGCUGACAACAAGGAAGGGGGUAAACCUGGAAGUGAACUUGCAUGCAGAGUAUGCACCAUACUUGCAGAAACAUGGUUCUUAUUUAGAACAACAAAUUUCAGAAAGACACAGCUAGAAACACUCGGAUAUCAGCCAGAUGCAAUUAUGCUUCGGAAGUUUUGGGAACUUUGUCAACAACAGCUUAUUAUUUCAGAUGACGCAGAAGAUGAAGAUGUUAAUAAAGAGUAUGCUGUGGAGACAAAUAGAGAUGCUGUGAUGAUUGCUGCUGCAAAGCUGAUUGCAAAUGAUGUUGUUCCAAAGGAGGAUCUUGCUUCUGAGAUUAUUUCUCAUUUUGUGAUGCAUGGGACUAGUGUGACUGAGAUUGUAAAGCAUCUGAUCACAGUUUUGAAGAAAAAGGAUGUUGAUUUGGCUUUCAUUUUUCUGGAAGCGCUUAAAAAGGCAUACCAUCGCCUUCCGGUCAAUAUCUCUGGUAGUGAAAAUGGUUCUUCCGAAAACAAUCCUUUAGGAUGUAAAGAUCUGGCUGCUAGGCUUUCUGGAACAUUUAUUGGUGCUGCUCGGAUGAAAUACAGGCCUGAAAUUUUAAAAGUCGUCAGGGAUGGCAUUGAAUAUGCUUUUAUUGAUGCCCCAAAACAGUUGUCAUUUCUUGAAGAGGCAGUGCUUCAUUUUUUGCCAAAACUCCCUGCACCAGAUUUAAAUGACAUAUUGAAUGAUGUUCAACAAAGAGCACAAAAUGUCAAUACGGAGGAAAAUCCCAGUGGAUGGCGUCCCUUCCACACAUUUAUUGCCUACUUACGAGAAAAAUGUGCGAAGAAUGAGGGAUUUCAAGAUGAAAAAGAAGGGGUUUCUGUUAGGCGUAGGGGCCGGCCACGAAAGAGGCAAAACAUACCAGGAAAGAAGCUUUUUGAUGACCAAAGUUCAAGCGAAGACGAGGAUUCCAUCAGUGCAUAUGAACAAGAUGCACAAGACGAAGGGAGAAGACAUGAGGAGGAGGAUGAAGAUGCUCCCUUGAUAAAUUCAAUCAGAUCAUCCAAACUUAGGUCACUUGGAGUUUCAAGGGAGGAAAGCAAAGCUCAGACAGGGAAUUCUAGUAGAGCUACAGAUAAUUUAUCUGCUUCGAGAACAUCAGGGGCAUCAAGCUAGUCUUCCACUGUUGUAGUUUACGAUUGUAUGUUGGCAAUUGCUUGACACUAACUAUUACAGUUGGUAAGAUUAGGUGUACCUGCUUGUAAUUCAACUUGCUGAAUGUAUAUAUAAAUGUAUCUUGUUCUAAUCAAGGUUGCCACUGCUGAAAAUAAAUUCAGUAUAGAUCCAUGCCUCUUGAAGGCCAAUUUGAACUGCAAGAGGUGGCGUGGCAUUGUCUCCUCGCUUUAAAUUUUCGCCAUUGUGGUCAACAAUGUUGUUUGAUUCAAUGCCGAUUAUUAUGUACUUGAAUUCUGACGUCAAAAAUAGAUCAUAGAAUGGAAUGAAUGUUAUUGUGAAUACCAAAA